This is a messenger RNA of Dioscorea cayenensis subsp. rotundata (Guinea yam), 1733 nucleotides long. RefSeq names its product WD repeat-containing protein 76. The coding region runs from base 20 to 1390 and encodes 456 amino acids. Gene Ontology annotation, biological process: regulation of DNA damage checkpoint. Gene Ontology annotation, molecular function: DNA binding; protein binding. The record is from RefSeq and is a predicted model, not a curated record. The transcript has 4 exons. Gene Ontology annotation, cellular component: nucleus. Lineage: Eukaryota; Viridiplantae; Streptophyta; Magnoliopsida; Dioscoreales; Dioscoreaceae.
CGAGCUCUGGAAGUCCCUAAUGGCGGACAAAACCCUAACGGACUACGAGCGCCGCCGCAUCGACAACAUCCGGCGCAAUGGCGAGAUGAUGGCGUCCCUCAUGCUCCACCAGAAGGCUUCAUCCCUCCUCUAUUCCCGCCGCUCUCCUUCCCCCAAACCUCAAUCGAAGAAACCCAAACUCUCAUCGUCCCCCGUCGCCAUCCGCCGUUCCCUCCGAACACAAGGCCUUCCGCCCUCGUCCUCCACCCCGCCAUCCGAUGACUCCCCUUCAUCACCUUCUUCGUCUGAUCAGCCGCCGUCCACCCCUCCUUGGAAGCAGGGGCCUUUGCGGAUCUCCGAUGCCCUAGUUGGCGAUUCACCGCUCUCUGAUCGCGAUCUCAUGGACGUGAUCAAGUCGGGGUCUGUGGCUUCCGAAGUAGAUGAUUUGGGAUUCGAUCCGAUGGUGGAGAUGUGUUUGAAGCCGGAGAAUGUGGCUAGGGUUUUGCCGGAGAGGAUUUUGAGUGUGAGGUUCUUGCCGUUUGGUGAUCAGGUGGUGGUCACUGUCGGUGAUAAGGCUGGGAAUGUUGGGUUUUGGGAUGUGGGCAAGGGCCGUGAUGGUGUUUAUGUUUACAAGCCGCAUGCGAGUCCAGUUUCUGGAAUCUCUGUUCAUCCCUUUGCUGCAACAAAGAUCUUCACCAGCAGCUAUGAUGGAUUUAUUCGAUUGAUGGAUGUUGAAGAAGAGACCUUUAAUAUGAUCUAUGCAAGUGAUUUUGAAAUCUUCUCUAUUUCUCAAGUACCAAAUGAUCAUAAUAGUUUAUAUUGCGGGGAGGGAACAGGCAUUCUCAAAGCUUGGGAUGAGAGAGCUGGAAAAGUUUCAGGCUCUUGGGAAUUGCAUGAAGAUCGGAUCAAUACAAUAGAUUUUAAUCCUCAAAACACAAAUUCGAUUGCUACAAGCUCAACAGACAGAACAGCCUGCAUAUGGGACGUGAGAAGCAUAAAUAAGGACAGCCCAGAAAGUUUAAAGAAAGUUCAACAUCUUAGAGCAGUUCAUUCUGCAUUCUUCUCACCCAGUGGAAGCUGUCUUGCAACAACAAGCAUUGACGAUAAAGUCAUAAUUCUAAGUGGCAGUGAUUUUGAUGAUCUGUCCAUGAUUUUACACAACAAUCAGACUGGCAGAUGGUUAUCAUCCUUCAGAGCUAUAUGGGGAUGGGAUGACUCAUUUUUAUUUAUCGGGAACAUGAGACGGGCAGUCGAUGUGAUCUCUACAUCUAAUAAGACUACUAUUUCUCUGGAAAGUGAGCAUAUGACUUCGAUCCCUUGUCGUUUCUCCGCACACCCAUGUCUAAAGGGGACAAUGGCUUGUGCCACUGCUGGAGGUAAGGUGAAUAUAUGGACAAAAAUUUCAAGAUAAAACUUAUCCAAUUGUACAAGUAAAGCAUGCAGAAACAGUAUUUUUGCACAUCCUAAGCAAUUUCGCAGAUUAGUUGCAUAGUAACUGCAUUUUGUCUAUGUCCUAGGGUUUGCAUUUCAGAUGUGCAAUGUAUGUUCUUUGUAGCUGUUUAGAGUUGAGUUCUCCCUGUGUACCAUGCCAAACAAAUUAGGAUUAUUUGAAAUGGAGAGGUAAUUCUAGGAAAAAAAUUCAUUUUGACUUUUAUCUUAAAAGUCAAAAUGAGGUGAGUUUUGUUCAUUUUGGCUCUUAAAGUUGAAAUGAAACUUGACAUUCUAGACAAUAUGUCACAGGGAACAAUAUAAUA